Molecule: messenger RNA, 1449 nt
Organism: Drepanopeziza brunnea f. sp. 'multigermtubi' MB_m1
Lineage: Eukaryota; Fungi; Ascomycota; Leotiomycetes; Helotiales; Drepanopezizaceae
Cellular component (GO): protein phosphatase type 2A complex; cytosol
Molecular function (GO): protein phosphatase regulator activity; protein binding
Source: RefSeq, a predicted model, not a curated record
AUGGUAGACGGGGACCCGAACUCUCCAACUUGGAAGUUCACACAGUGUUUUGGUGAUAAGGGAGACGUAGAAGAUAUUACCGAAGCCGAUAUCAUUUCCACCGUCGAAUUUGACCAUACGGGAAACUAUCUUGCGACCGGAGAUAAAGGAGGUCGAGUUGUGCUGUUUGAGAGGAACGAAACGAAAAAAACCUGCGAAUACAAGUUCCACACCGAAUUCCAAUCACACGAGCCCGAAUUCGACUACCUGAAAUCUCUCGAGAUCGAGGAGAAGAUCAACAAGAUCAAGUGGUGCAAAAGACAGAAUGCGUCACACUAUCUCUUGUCAACGAACGACAAGACAAUCAAAUUGUGGAAGGUCUUCGAGAAGUCGUUGAAGGUCGUGGCAGAGAAUAAUCUCUCACAAGAUCUGACGCCGGGAACUGCUGUCGGAGGAGGGGGUGGCAUGCGAGCUCGCUCGAAUGUUCACUACUCAAGCUCUCAUGACCUCAAACUACCCCGCCUUACACAUCACGAUACUGUGGUAGCAGCGGUCCCUCGACGAACUUACGCCAAUGCCCACGCCUACCACAUCAACAGCAUAUCCGUGAACAGCGACGGAGAGACUUUCAUCAGCAGUGACGAUUUACGGAUAAAUCUAUGGAACCUCAACAUCCAAGAUCAGAGCUUCAACAUUGUUGAUAUCAAGCCAGCAAACAUGGAGGAAUUAACAGAGGUGAUCACAGCAGCCGAGUUCCAUCCACAAAGCUGCAACUGGUUCAUGUAUGCAAGCUCCAAGGGCACCAUCAAGCUUGCGGAUAUGCGAGAGAGCGCCCUGUGUGAUCAACAUGCAAAGCAAUUCGAACAAGAGGAAGAUCCUUCCGCCCGUUCAUUCUUCUCGGAAAUCAUCUCGUCCAUCUCAGACGUUCGAUUCUCUCAUGACGGCCGUUAUAUCCUUUCACGUGAUUAUCUCACCGUCAAGAUCUGGGAUGUCAACAUGGAGAGACAACCGGUGAAGACCAUUCCGAUCCAUGAGCACCUCCGACCUAGACUCUGCGAUACCUACGAGAAUGAUAGCAUCUUCGACAAGUUUGAGGUGGUCUUUUCAGGGGAUGCCAAGAACGUGAUGACCGGAAGCUAUAACAACAACUUCAUGAUCUAUCCUUCUGAUCCGGACAAAGAGGUCGAGGUCGUCCUUCAGGCGGAUAAGUCAGCGUUCAAGGCAAAGAAGGUCGGUGUCCCAACACCGAUCAACUCGACUAGCCCGACUGCCACGAACGGAAAGAAGGGCGGCUCCAGAGCUGGUAGUCCCGCGGCUGUUGGCGCCGGUCAAGGCAGCAGGAUGAGGAAGGAGACCGAUGCCGAUCAAAUUGAUUUCAACAAGAAGAUUCUGCAUAUGAGCUGGCAUCCAUUCGAAGAUAGCAUCGCUAUUGCAGCGACCAAUAACCUUUUCGUCUUCUCGGCAUUGUAG